This is a messenger RNA of Arabidopsis lyrata subsp. lyrata, 2826 nucleotides long. RefSeq names its product dachshund homolog 1. The transcript is spliced from 4 exons. Bases 1589 to 2539 code for a protein of 316 amino acids. The record is from RefSeq and is a predicted model, not a curated record. Lineage: Eukaryota; Viridiplantae; Streptophyta; Magnoliopsida; Brassicales; Brassicaceae.
CCAAAACCACAUCUCUUAAAUCUCCACACCAAGGACCAAGGUGGUCUAAAGUCUAAACUCAUUUUCUCAUUUGCUAAUUGAGAGAGAGUGUAUAACUGAACGAUGUUCUUUGCUAAAGUCGAAAGGACUGAUCUUUAUAUUUGGGUUGUAAUAACAUUUUUAGUCUCGACUCAACGCUGAGCAUGUCGUAAAAACCAAAGUGGAUUCACUUUUAGAGAUCGAAUCAAUUACAUGGUACUUUUUUCUAAUUUUGAAUUGAUAUAAGGGGAUAUAUAACUCGCAAUCAAUCUUUUGAAACUUAUUCUGUGUGACAUCAACCUUAUUUCUAUGUCAAUAUUUUCGUUGUAUAUUAUUUUGUAAUUAUUUCUACAUGCUAAAACCUAGCUAGGUGGACGCAUAUAUCGCCAAGAAGCAAGUCCUCUUGAGAUGAGAAGUUUUAUGUUCACACGAAAAAAGUAAUCGGACACCACAACAUAUGUUUUAUCAUGUUUGAACUAAUUAGUAAUCAGAAACCACAACAUCCGGAAAGCUAAACUGAUAUUUUGUUUUUCAUUCUGUCGUGGUAAUCAUAUAAGACAUACCAGCUCUCAGAUAUCUACGUACUACAGGAUAAUAAAGGAAUUAAUAUGCCAACUGAUUUGGGUUUACAUCGCUUCCUAUGAAAGAUUACUAGUUUGGAUUUCACAUUUGGACAAAGUUAAGCACAUGAACUUUCUAAAUAAUAGCAAAAAAGAAAACUGAAAGAAUGUAUUACAGAAAAGGUUAGAAGCAAAUGAACCAAAAGGAAACACUUAUUUACGAAAGAAGAAACAAAUGAAGAGAGCGAGAAUCGCAACUGUGCUUAAUAAGCCAGAUUCCUUAUGUUUCAUAGGAACCACUUUAGCUUUUCGUUGUUUUCAGUUACCUACAAGUCUUUGGACUUUGUCUUGUUCGAUUUAGUACGACAACAGUUAAAAAGUACAUCUCCUAUCUUUUUUUUUUUUUUUUAAACAAAACAAUCUUCAAAUGCUUCAUAUAUUUGCGUUGAUUUAAAAAGUAUUGCUGGUGAGAGAACUAUGAUAUAAUAUAAUCUCCAUAAGUCAUUAUAAUCUUGCCACUGAUAUAGGACACAAAUAAAGUAAAAACGUAACUAGUUCCAAUUUUUUUUUUUUUUGUAAAAUCUCUAGGUGUUACUAAUAGGUGAUGAGAUUUGAAGCUUCUCACCAAGAAAGAAGAAGGAGCUUCUUAUAUAUUUUUUCAUGUACUAUAAGUUUAUCUGUAAAUACCUUUUCCUCUUUAUGGCGUUUUCUCUUGCUUGCCGAUUCUUCUAGCUUCCUAGCUAGUUUCCCCUUUCUCAAGUUUUCUUAUAUUCUCUCCUACAUGUCUUCGCAUCCCUUCUCUCUCCCAUCCCAAGAAAUCUUUGAUUCUAUGAUUCUUCUCUUUUCUCUUCAUCUUUAUAAUAACAUAUAUCUCUACCUGAGAGGGAACUUCUUCGCAACCAUUCUUUCUUUCUUCUACCAAAUCCCAACAACUACCUGAAGACUAUUAUUCUCUCUCUCUCUCUCUCUCUUUCUCACAAAAUCUUAAUUACACGAGAAACGGAAAGAAAAUGACUCCCCACAUAGCUCCUCGAUGUUUCUCCACCAUCAUACUUCUAUGGCUUCUAUAUACUUCACCUCUAGAUGUUAUAGCUCAAGGUCAGGGAGGACAAGGUGAUAUACCAGUUGUUAAUCCUACAGCUCCCGGUGGUAGUACCACCACACCAACCAUAACACAACCAUCACCGCCUUCCUUGACAUUCCCAGGUCCAACUACACCAACAACUACACCAACUGGUGGUUAUCCACCACUUGACAGUACCACACCAACUGGUGGUUACCCACCCCUUUAUGGUACCACACCACCAGGUGGUGGUGAUGUAGGUGGUGGAGGAGGCGGUUAUGGUGGUGGUGCACCUGGUGGAGGUGGAGGUGGUGACACUGGUGCAGGUGGUGGAGGUGGCGGUUAUGGUGGCGGUGGGGGUGACACUGGUGCAGGUGGAGGUGGUAGUGGUCAGUGGUGUAUAGCGAAAGCAAAUGCUUCGCCAACAUCAUUACAGGUGGCUUUGGAUUAUGCUUGUGGGUAUGGAGGAGCUGAUUGUGGCCAGAUACAACAAGGUGCAGCCUGUUACGAGCCUAAUACUAUUCGUGAUCAUGCUUCCUUUGCUUUCAAUAGUUAUUACCAGAAGCAUCCUGGCUCAGACAGCUGCAAUUUUGGAGGAGCAGCACAACUCACCAGCACAGAUCCAAGUAAAGGAAGCUGUCACUUCUCAUCAUCAUCAGGAACAGUCAGUACAAGCCCGCCAAGUCAAAUGAGUCCACCAGAUUUUAAUUCCCCACCAUCUACAUACCCACCCCCAAUAACAACUCCAACUACAGGCAUAACUGGUUCUGGACCACCCUUUGGCGUAGCAGAGCCAACCGGGCUUCCGAGUUCAGCAACCUCUGUAUCACAUAGCCUUCUCUCAAUAUUUACAGCAGUUGGGAUACUAAUGCCACUGCUCAGGGAAAAUUAUCUUUAAACGGAAAACAGUUUCAGGGUUCCAAUCAUUCUCUGCAAAUUAUGAAGUGCGUUUCCGAUAUCCACGAUUACGAUCUAUGGAGUUCAAGAAAGCCGCCGUGAUCUGCAAGAAGAUUUUAAUCCAUGACCUAACUCUCACCAUCUGUUCUAUUGCUAUAGUUUAUCACUGAAAGUAUAUUUAUUUAGUAGGAGAUAUUACAAAUUCAAAGGGCUUAGGAUAUAUACAUUCUUGUAGACACAUUAAGCAUAAUGUAUCUCUCCACAGUUUUAGAAUAUAAAAUACUUAGG